Polypterus senegalus (gray bichir) is the source of this 5574-nucleotide messenger RNA. It is a transcript of the gene acap1, whose product is annotated as ArfGAP with coiled-coil, ankyrin repeat and PH domains 1. The coding region runs from base 700 to 3075 and encodes 791 amino acids. Lineage: Eukaryota; Metazoa; Chordata; Cladistia; Polypteriformes; Polypteridae. Gene Ontology annotation, cellular component: cytoplasm. The transcript has 22 exons. Gene Ontology annotation, molecular function: GTPase activator activity; protein binding. The record is from RefSeq and is a predicted model, not a curated record.
CCUUAGGGACUCUGCUGUGCCGCCUUUAUCCACAUCUGACACCUCUUGGGCUGCGUGAGUUUUCACUCUCCUUCGGGAACCCUAGGGCGACAAGAACUCCUGAGGUGGCCUGCACUGCAGGUCAAUAUAACGGAUUCCCGAGAGACUAAGCAACGAUCUAUAAACCCGGAAAUCAUGUGCAAGAGAGAAGAGAGGGGGAGGGAGAGAGGGCAGAGGAAGGAAGAGCAGAACAGAGAAGAAGCCGUGAAAAGACAGCAACUCAUCCUCGCCUUCGUUGUCAUUCCCCUGGAGUAAACCCGUUUUUACCGUCGUGGGUUUUUUUUUAUGUAUUUUUUUUUUCUUUUUGUUGAGUCUCGAAGACGAGCGUCUAAUCUCGUCUCGCGCGCUGCGUGCUGAUACCCUCGACGAGUGACAAGAUCUCGCUUUGGAAAUUAGCUCCGAUGCCUCCCAAGCCUGGACAUUGCUGUAAGGACUAAAGGUACUUCAAUGAAAUUAAAGGAGCAGCUGGAGAGCAUCUUGCAUUUUCGAGUAUAAACCCCGGGGAGACUUUUGGAACCUUCAAAGGUUAAAGAAGAUCAAGGCAAGCUGCGCAGAGCACCAAAAGUUUGAACACGUCAAAGGGCAACAGUACCUGUCUUAGCGCUGCGUCCUGGACGGACCUCUUCAUUUUACAAACCGAUACCGGACUGAGGAGCAAGGAUGACCGUUAAACUGGACUUUGAGGAAUGCCUCAAGGACUCGCCGCGCUUCAGGGCCGCCAUUGAGACUGUGGAAGGAGAAGUGACUGACCUGGAGACUCGGCUAGAAAAGCUGGUGAAGCAGUAUAACAUUGUGCUGGAGUCGAACCGUGUCUGCUGCAGCAACAGUCGGCAGUUUGUGACCAGCAUCCGCGAGCUGUCCCAGCAUUCCAAGAAAGAUGCCAUGCUCAUGGAUUGCUUGGAGAAGUUUUCCAGCAAGCUGUCAGGCAUAAUUGAUGCUCAAAUGGGGCUGAUUGAAUCGACUCAGAAAUCUGUGAAGCAGCAGCUACAGAAUUUUGUAAAGGAUGAUGUAAAGAAGUUCAAGGACACAAAGAAGGAGUUUGACAAGAGCAGUGAAGCUUUAGAAGCUGCUCAGAACCGCAAUGCACAGGCGCCACGUAACAAGGUCCACGAAGUGGAGGACGCCAGCACAGCACUUCUUAAUGCCAGGAAGACCUUCCGUUGUGAAGCCCUGGAUUAUGUGUUACAGAUCAAUGUUAUCGAGUCAAAGAAAAAGACGGAGGUCUUAUCAUCGAUGCUGGCGCUGAUGGAAGCACAGGCAACGUUCUUUGCCGAAGGCCAUGAUUCCCUCAAACAGCUUGAGAACUACCGCCAACAACUGGCUGAACAGCUUCACCAACUUGUCCUCAAUUCUGCACGAGAGAAGCGAGACAUGGAACAACGGCACACUAUGGUGAAGCAAAAGGACAUCUCUUUUGAUGACUCCAUGGUUGAAUUUAGCACUGAUGCUCCCAACGGGAUCGCUAUGGAAGGCUACCUGUAUAAGCGGGCCAGCAAUGCUUUCAAGACGUGGAGCAGGAGAUGGUUUUCAAUCCAGAAGAAUCAGCUGGUGUAUCAGAAGAAGCUGAAGGACACAGUGACAGUGGUGGUUGAAGACCUGCGGCUGUGCACAGUCAAGUCAUGUCCCGAUCUUGAGAGGCGCUUUUGCUUUGAAGUUGUAUCUCCUUCCAAAAGUUGCCUCCUACAAGCUGAUUCAGAGAAGCAGCAGCAAGCCUGGAUGCUCGCCGUUCAAAACAGCAUUGCUACGGCCUUCCAGGAGCAGACAGAGGACCUCUCAAUCUCGCGCCUGGAGCGCACAUCCUCAACAUCUGCAGGAAGCGUAAGCGGAAUGGACCCUGCAGGUCAGAGGUGCGAGGGAGUGGACAAGAAGGUACUGGAGCAGGUUCAGCGGAUCCCCGGCAAUGCUCAGUGCUGUGACUGUGGGGAACCCAACCCGGACUGGGCCAGCAUCAACUUGGGCAUCACUCUGUGCAUCGUCUGUUCAGGAAUACACAGGAGCUUAGGAGUGCACUUCUCUAAAGUUCGCUCGCUGACCUUGGAUUCCUGGGAGCCUGAACUAAUGAAGCUAAUGUGUGAAUUGGGAAACAGCACCAUCAACAGAAUUUAUGAAGCACGUAUUGACGAGAUGACCAUAAAGAAGCCACACCCAGGAAGUCCGAGGCAGGACAAAGAUUCCUGGAUUCGAUCCAAGUAUGUGGAGAAAAAGUUCAUUCAGAAGCUACCUGAGAUGGGGAGUCGUCUGAGAAGGUCCAGCGCCCGCAGGAAUUGGGCCAGUACAGAGAAGGUCUUUAGCAAGCCAGCCUUGAAACCCAAACCAGGCCGUGCCACACUUCCCAGGCCUGGUGGUGCAGCCUCAAACCAACCAGCAUCAGGUAUCGGCAUCUUUAGCAGCAGCACCAGCCUGAACUCUAGUCACAGCAGCCUGAACUCUGCUACUUCUUGGAAAGAUAUUGACGAUGACUUUAUGGAUGACAAGGACAAUGACCUGAGUGCCCUUCACCCUGGUGCCCUGCUGUACCGUGCUGCAGCUAUGCAGAAUUUCCCUGUUAUGGCUGAUGCUCUGGCACAUGGGGCAGAUGUCAACUGGGUCAACAGCAACGAGGAGAAUCGCACCCCGCUUAUCCAGGCCGUGUCUGUGGACUCCUUGUUGGCCUGUGAGUUCCUCCUUCAGAAUGGGGCAAACGUAAAUCAGAAAGACUCUUUGGGACAUUCCCCCUUGCAUCAUGCCACUAUCCUGGGACACACUGGGUUGGUUUGCUUGUUCCUCAAGAGGGGUGCAGAUCAGCAGGCGCGUGAUGAAAAUGGCAAGGACCCCCUGACCAUCGCCAUUGAUAACGCCAAUGCAGACAUCGUUACCUUGCUUCGCCUGGCCAAGAUGAAAGAGGAGAUGAUGCAGGAGACAGAAGGCAUUUACGGUCAACCAGGUCAAUGCGGGGAUCACAGAGAGUCAAUUCCUUCUGAGGGGCAACAAAGAAAAAGCUUUCAGGCACUUAUGUCCCAGUUAGCGGGGUGGGCAACGGGGAGUACUACAGAGUAGGCCAGGGAAUGGCAGAGAUACGCCACAAAUCAGAGGAGUCGUCACUCUCUUUAGCACAGUUGGAGAGUUUGUAAUAUGUGUAUACUUGACUUAGUUCACGGCCGAGGGCAGCAUUCACUAUUUAAUACCAAGUAAGGUAUAAAUAAUAUUCUCAGUGGGCAUAGUGCAUCACUUUAGGGGGUCAUUACUGUGGUACAGGUAUUUUAAGCCAGUAAUGAAUAGAGAGGGGGUCUCUAGUGGUGACUCUGUUCUCCUCUUUGUUAUUUAUUAUACUGACCUUAUCCAAAAGGUCUCAAAUCCCAUACUUUUAUCACACUACAUAUUUAUUCAUUUAUUGUAGAUGUUAGUUUAGUCUUCAAAUAGUUUAAAAAGUGCCAUAAACAACAAGCAAAUAGAAUGUGUGUUUGCAAACAACUUGAUAGUGCUAGGAGAUGCAUAAACUUAUAGUUACACUCGAUUCUCUCCUUAGUCAGCUCAUGGUCAGCAUAGGGCCAGGUAGACAUAUGGCCGCUUAGAGAGACUUGGUCUUCUCCUCCACGGAUGGAAAAAUGGCAGUGAGAGAGACAGUUUCUUUGUUACCUGUGUCUUUAUCUUCCUUGAUGUACCCGCCAAACCACUGGGAUAUGCAGACAAACCAGUCCUAUUUCCAGCACAACUUCGACGACUCCCCACUUUCAUACCAGUUCUUGUUUCAGUACAACUCAGUCCCAUUCCAUCCCCAGUUAGGUUGCCCUUUCAUCUUAGCCCACCUGUGUUCCCCUAGGCUAGCUGACCAAUACAUUCCUGCUUUGGAAUUUCAGCUAGGGGCUACCCUCAGACAAAGAUCUUAUCUGGUAAAUGGACUGGCCUAAACAUUUAUAUUAUAAGACAUUAGUAAUAAAAAAAAUCAACCUAUAUUUUAGAUAUUAUUCUAAGUUCCAAGUGUAUUUAGUGUCAUCUCCAGAAGGGGAUUUCAGUUUUAACAUUCAGCCAAGGGGACUAAAGUGGACAACGUUACAGAUUCGGUAAUGGGGUGCUAUACUAUUGUCAGAAGACUAUUGUGGAAGACUAUAGGUAUAUAGAUAUAGAUAGAUACUGUACUGAUGUUGAUCAGAGCAGAGCUCUUCAAAGAAAUGCAGUCAACCAGGCCCAAGAAGUUCAAUGUCCUGAAAAUUGGCCAUCAUAUUGAAAUGAUGAUUCCAGAGCCUCCAUACAUUUAUUACUGCAUUUGUUGGGGACUCGCGGAAUCACUACUGUAUGUCCGGUGAUGCCAAUGUAGAACUAGAGCAUGGAGAAGGUAGACGGUAGAAGCUAAGAAGAUGGACGCCCGUUCUCAAAUGUAGAAGGAUACGCCUUUUGAUCCUCCAAAUUCCAACACAUUUGCUAUUCUCACUCAUUUGACCAACAACUGGUUUAUAAUAAAAGACCAGGUAAUGAUGAAGAUUUACAAACUGAUCUUUAUUGAUCAAAACAGUCUGCUUAUUUUGCACUUGUGGUGCCACUAUUGUGCUAUUUUUUGACCCCAAUUACAAUGGCCACCAGUAAGACAAUCUUUCCUGUCCUUUGUAUUAUCCAUUUUAUUCUCAGCACCAUCAUGGAAGUGCAGUAGCCAACUCCAAAAAUAAGAGGUGCAUGGCAAGAUGUUUACCUGGGAUGCAUAGAACUAUUGACAGAUUUUUAAAAUAAAAUAAAAAGAAUAUAUGCCAACUGGCCACUUUAUUAGGUACAGCUUUCCAACAGCCUGCAUCUUUUGAGGCACGGACCAAGCAAACUGCUAGGAGCAUUCCUUUGGGAUUUCAUUAACUCAAAUAGCAUCAGGCAGUUUCUGUCACACUUACGAGUCUCCUCCUCUACCUCAUCCCAAAGGUGCUUCAUUGAAUUGAGACCCACGGGAGUAAUCUAAAGUCACUGCGACGUUAGUGACGUGAUACAUUAAUCCGUUUGUAAAAAGGUAGACUCAGGUCAUUUCAGGAUAUUUCGUUGGUACUGUAUUAGGCAGCCCAAUUUGUGCUAAGGAGACCACAUUACCACCAUCAGUCUGAGCCAUUGACAAGGUUAGGAUGGAACCGUAGAUUUAUGCUAUUUAUGUGACAUGUUGAUCCUUCUAUCUACAUAUUGUAUACAGUUUGUGCAUCUUGGCCUUUCUAAUGGUUGGAUGAUCAGAGAACUAAACCUCUUGACCAUGUCAGUAUGCUUUAUGUAUUGACAUCUUUGGUGGUUUGAGGAGGAGGCUCUUAGUGAGAUCGAGCAGCGAUACCUUAAAUAGUGGCAGUGGGGUCUAUAUGCAGUAUACAGUGCUGUCAGGAAGUACUUGGUCACCUUCACGGUUUCCACUUUAUCAUUUUGGGGUAUUAAGUGUGGGACAAAAAUUAAGUAAAUAAUUUUAGUAAAAGGCUGCAACAUAACAAAAUGUAAAAAGGUGAAGUGUGUGACUACUUCCUUGAGGCACUUUAAAACAGUAGUGGUGAUAAGAUUGUAGCAAGACUGGCCUUCUGGAUUGUCCAUCACUAUAUAAUGUAU